AUGAGCAAAGUCAAAUAUGCCAUUUACAAGGACAACUACAAACUCAUAACUACAACAUUUCCUCAAAUCAGAUGGUCCUCAAACUACAAGGAACUGAUCUCCAAAGGGGAAAAAUUCAUCCACGAUACCAAAGUGACUACGGUUAUGUGGAGAAAGCCGCCAUAUCAAUGGGUAAAAAUUAACUCUGAUGGUAGUGCAUUAAAUAACCCAGGCAGAUUAGGAGCAGUAGACAUAAUCAGGGACCAAAAAGGAGAAAUGUUGUUAGCCUUUGCCACUCCCUUAGGGGAAGGAACCAACAACAAAGUAGAGCUCGAAGCAGCUAUUUUUGGGAUGACCUUGUCCCUUGAACUGGGUUACAAUAAAAUCAUUUUGGAGGUGGACUCUCAAUUUAUGGUUGAUUGGAUAAUGCACAAAGCUGAACCCCAUUGGAGCAUUAACACACAGAUGCUGAAGCUACAGGCACUCAUCAGGCAUACUCAUAAAUUUAAGUGUAAUCACACACUCAAAGAAGCUAACUUUGUGGCUGAUUCCCUUUCAAAACACAGUCACAAGAUCACUAGUCCACAACUCUACUUUAACAAUCAUCAAAUACCAAAAUAA
This is a messenger RNA of Solanum stenotomum, 600 nucleotides long. RefSeq lists its product as uncharacterized. Bases 1 to 600 code for a protein of 199 amino acids. The transcript has a single exon. Gene Ontology annotation, molecular function: RNA-DNA hybrid ribonuclease activity; nucleic acid binding. The record is from RefSeq and is a predicted model, not a curated record. NCBI's taxonomy places the organism in Eukaryota, Viridiplantae, Streptophyta, Magnoliopsida, Solanales, Solanaceae.